AAGCACGUCAAGCACCAAGCAGGUGCAGGUGUAUGUAAACACGAAAUGUGUCAAAAGUGGUGCGUGCUUUUUGUAAGUCAGGAAUUUAUUGAUUAAUGUAAAAUGGGGAAAGCAAGAGGUGUUCGUGUCUCGUUGGACAGCGUCGUCGCCUUGGUUAACGAAUAAUUCACGAUGGCGCCAGCAAGGGUGAUUGAUCGAUGAUGGACUUAGCGGCGCUGAUUCGGGAUUCGGGCCCUCUUGAAAAGUGCGAUGCACCUGCUGCGUUUUGUUACUUUGUUACAUUUUGAACGAAUAGCUUCUUUAAUUUAAUGCGCUAUGGCAGCAAUGCCACACUUCAAAGUCAACUAUUCUCGCGUCAGAAGCAAUUGUUUAGCUGAUACAACAUGUGAUCCAGUGGCGCAGCACAUGAGAGCUUGGAGGAUUUUACAGCACGAACUGAAAAUUCAGAGGGUGAAAACUUGGGAAAAUCACCACGUAAAUCCUGGCAGGCAAAAUAUUAGCAGUUCAAAACAUGCGAACAUUCCAAAUCCAUUGAGAUGCUUUAGCAGGUUGAGCUUGCAGCCAACAAGCGUAAGCCGGUCGCCAAGUUCUCUACGAAGUCUUCAGGUGGAGAGGAAAAAUGCAAGGAUUUCUUUCUCUGCGCAUAAUGAGAGCCACAAAAAGCACGGAGACUUUGCCAAAGAGGUCACCUUCAAGCCUAAGAUAUUGGACACAUCUGCCACUUCCAAAUUGAUUCAGUCGAGGAACUAUCAAACCCCCAAAAAGAAGACACUGCCUCAAAGCAGGACAAGUUCGGCUGUUUCUACAAAAUCAAUCGAACCUGGUCAAAGAAAAGCGGAGCAUAAAAACUGGUCUCAAAGUCGCCCGGAAAGCAGCAGUUCGUCAUCAACUGGCUGCGAUUCCGCGUACGAAGCUGGAGGGUCCAUCGAAGCUCUCAGUCCUCACUCCCGGAGCUCAACUCCUCAGCAAGUUACAGUUCGCGGCGCAGAGCCAAAGUUGGAUACAGAUGUUGAAGAGAGUAGAAUUGUUGGAAAAGAAAUUGAGAAUGCUAUAGAAGAAUUGAUUGAGCGGCCAGGCACCCCAGUGAAUUUGAUAGACAGAAACGAGAGUCUGGAAUACAUUUUGUUCGAGCACGACUUGAUGAAUGAAAUCGCUUCCUGUGGUGUUUUGACAAACUUCAGCGUGAGGGAGAUCUGCAGGUCAUUCGCCCUGACCAAUGGAAAAUUGCUGGAGCAGUGCAAGGUGCAAGAAAUUGUGGAGCGAGUUCAAAAACUUGUAGGAGUACCCGACAACGCUAGUCUAGACUUCUCCGAUUUUGGGCUGCACGGCAGCUUUGAUACACCAAGCAAUGCAACGUCAGAGUAAACUUAAUUCACAUUUUUUUGUGUGGAACUUGUGAUAUUUCCUAGUCAAUAUUUGCAAAUCAGAAGUGUAUUUUAUAGAACCACUGAUAAGGAGUGUUUGUUGAAAGUACAAAAGCAGCAUUUUAUCAUAACUGAAACUUUAUUGAAUUUCAAAAAUACAGAUUCUGUUUACAUCUACAGAUUAAACACAUUCAUGCUGGAACUGACCAAUAAAUUGAAUGACCUUUCGCACAGACUUGGAUAAAAAUUAUUUCCCAUCCACAAACAUGUCGCUUCUAAUUUAAACAGUAUUGCAUCAUUAAAUAUUAAUUUGUUCACAUUCUACAGAGUUGAUUGGUAACUUACAGUGAACAGUAAAG
This is a messenger RNA of Cloeon dipterum, 1723 nucleotides long. RefSeq lists its product as uncharacterized. Lineage: Eukaryota; Metazoa; Arthropoda; Insecta; Ephemeroptera; Baetidae. The record is from RefSeq and is a predicted model, not a curated record. The transcript is spliced from 6 exons. The coding region runs from base 316 to 1365 and encodes 349 amino acids.